Echinostoma caproni is the source of this 969-nucleotide messenger RNA. NCBI's taxonomy places the organism in Eukaryota, Metazoa, Platyhelminthes, Trematoda, Plagiorchiida, Echinostomatidae. The record is from the annotation of a GenBank genome assembly.
AUGAAUCAGAGAGGUAUGAGUUAUUUACAACUAUUUCUUCUUUUAACUUUUUCCGAUAACUCACUGGACGGUGUCGUAAAGAUUGUCAAUAUGUGUCCGUUGGACGAUGAAUUGAAAGAGAUUUUGGAGGCCGAAUUUUCUGAUCCAAAGCCAGAUUAGACACCGUUUACCAAAGACUAUGUUCCCUGUCGAGUGCUCCUUUUCGGUUCCGUAGCACUGGGCUUAGGAUCCCAGUCCUCAGAUAUGGAUGCUGUUCUGCUGGUUCCACGAUUUAUGGAUCGUGAUGAUUAUUUUUCCUCAUUCCUUGAUCUGCUUCAGAAUCACAAGAAAAUAAGUGACAUUUUGGCUAUCACGGAAACCCUCGUUCCUCUAAUUCGAAUGCGCAUUAACGGCAUACAAGUGGAUUUGUCCCUGAGUAUUUUCGGUUCCCCAGGAAUUCCACUUGCCUUGGAUUUAGACAUGCCCCCAAGUGAUCUGUAUUGUAACAUGGAUUCAACCUCAAUACAUAGCCUGUCGGGUGCUGUACUAGCGUACAUCUUUCGACAAUAUCUAGAUCAGGACCCCAAUUAUCAUUGGUUACUGCGAGCCAUUCGUAGAUGGAUUCGUGCCCGGAAUAUCAGCGGUUAUAUUUUCGGUUUCCCUCCAACCGUGUCAUGGACGGUUUUGGUCAUAUAUCUGUGCAAACAAAUCACAAACAGUUCGUCGUUCAUAUGCGAUGCGUCUGUGAAGGAGGCGUCACUAGAAGUUGUUUUUUAUGGUCUCAGCAUAUACCCCGAUCAAUUGCAGUUCCCGGAUCAAGAAAAAGAUGAGUUCUACUAUAAACUCACCGAACUCAUUCGGUUGAGUCGAAGCUCUGAUAUAGUUUUGCUUGCACAGGUUGGAAAACUGAGAUCCACUGACCAAGAUUCUGGACGUCAUCGAUUUUUCCGACAAGUGAGCGAAUAUUACCCGAACAAAGGGACGGAAUGA